CUUGGGGGCAUAUUGUUACAUAAAUUAAUCUUUCGCUCACGUUACCUUUUACCGUUAUCAACUGUAGUGCCAUUUUCUUAAUAGUUUUAAGUUCUACUCUUCAAGUUUGUACUCCUUCGUCUCUAGCAGUAUAAACUGAAAAUGUGAGUUGCAGGCUUCUGUGCAAGUUAAAAUAAAAAUCCAGCCAAAUGAAAAUGUUCAUUUUUGUACCAGUAAAAUUAUCUGAUAUGUCACCAGUUGCAUGAUAGGAAUACUUUGGGGAACAGUGUUAAACUAGUGUGUGUGAAGUGAGCCCAUGUUUAUGAUAUAGUGUUAUCUAAUUGUUUUUUCUUUUGCCCAAGUAGUCAGGUUAGCAGCCUGAAGCAGCAAGGGAAUCAAACAGUUUGAGACGUAAAACUCUAAUUAGAAUUUACUGAACAUUUCUUCCUUUACUGUCUGUCCAAAAUUUGUAUCGUAAACUCCUAAGUAGAAAUGACACCACUCAGCUGGCAUUGGUGGCGCACGCCUUUAGUUCCAGCACUCUGGAGACAAAGGCAGGUGGAUAUCUGUGAGUUCAAGACCAGCCUGGUCAAUAGAGCUAGUUCCAGACAGUCAGGGCCUCACAGAGAAACCCUGUCUGGAAAAACAAAAACAAACAAAAAUUAAAUCACUCACUGCCACUGCCUUUCACUAGAAGUGAGUCUUCAAAAGGAUUGUGUGUGUGUGUUGAGUCACUCAGUGGAAAAAGUUAUGAGCUAAUAUAUUUACCAUGAAUCAAAUUUGAAUACUGUAGUAAGCCAGAUAGGCAGGAUCUUACAAACUUUCAAAGAAGAUAGAUUUUUGUCUUCACUACAGUCAGAAUAUUGUUUUGUUGUUGUUGUUUAUUUUGCAAGGCCCUUAUUUUAGACAGUUUUUUAUUCUGAGUUGGCUUUGAACUCCAGAUCCUUUAGCUUCAACUCCCAAGGGCUGAGAUUACAAGUAUUUACCGUCGUGGCCAACUGAAACCUUUAAAAUUUGAAAUUAGAAAGCCAGGUGGCAGUAGCGUGCACCUUUAAUCCCAGCACUUGGGAGGCAGAGGCAGACAGAUCUCUGUGAGUUCGAGGCCAGCCUGGUCUACAGAGCAAGAUCCAGGCACUAACACUACACAGAGAAACCCUGUCUCGAAAAAAACUAGAAAAAAAUUCUUUAUUUUUCUUUUCCAAAUAAGCCAUUUAUUUAUUUAUUUAUUUAUUUAUUUUAUGUAUAUGGGUGUUUUGCCUGCAUGUAUGUCUUUGCACCACUGUAGUUCUGGUUGAUUAUGAGCCACCAUGUGGGUGCUGGGAACCAAAUCCAGGUCCUCUGCAGGAGCAGCAAGGCUCCUAACUGCUGAGCCAUCUCUCCAGCGAUGCCCCCCCCCCAAGCCUUCUUGAUCUAUAAAUUGAGGUCUUCCUUAUUUCAGUAUUUGGAGGGGGGAGAGUGUGAGAGGAGACAGGGUCUUCCUGUAUCCCUGCUGGUCUGGAAGUCUCCAUCCUCUUGCCUCUGCUACCUUCUACUGCUGGGAUUACAGGCGCCAACCACCACUCCUCCCUCUCUUCUAUUACAUUUUUUUGUUUUGUUUAAAACAGGGUCUUAACUAUGUUCUAGGCCAGCUGAUGUAGACCAAGCUGGCCUUGAACUCACAGAGAUUAAAGACAUGUGCCAACACCCCCAAACCUCUUCUACUAAGUUUUUGAAGUUUUGUUUUUUUCUAUUCUCAUUUCUUCGUUAUUUGUGAGUCAAGAUCUCUCAUGUUUCGCAGGCUAGUCUUGAACUCCUGAUCUCUUCACAUCACCUCCCUGGGAUUACAAGUGUGUACCACCACACUUGCCUUCUUUUUUAAACCAUAAAGUACUUUAACCAGGAUGGUGGAGCACACUUUUAAUUCCAGCAGAGGCGGGCACAUUUCUGCCAGGUCAAAGCCAGCCUGGGCAGCGCAGUGAAACCCUGUCUCUAAAAACAGCAGCAGAGCCCUGAGUUGUGAGCCUGCAGCCCCGCUUCUCCAUCUGUGUCAUUUGCUGUCACCAGCUCUUUUCCUCCUUGCAGUCUGUGGCUUCUCGCAAACUUGCCCCUUCAUCUCACUGUUUAGCGGCAUAGUUUGACUUUGCUGGUUUUCUUCCUGCGGAUCUAAUUUCUGAGAAUGUAUGUUUUCGCUCGGUUCCUUUCCCUGUGGCUGCCAGUUUACUCAAACCGUCUUGCCAUUGUUUUCUCUUGUUUCCUAGAUCCGGUAGUUUUUGUGUUUGCUGAAACUUUUCUUCUGUUUUCUGGAGUAGUUCUUUGGAAGGGGCUUGUGUGUAGCCCAGGCUAGUCUCAAAAUCACAGCAUCUCUCCUGCCUCAGCUUCCCAGGAGCUGGGAUUACAGGGCAGCCAUUUUGGGGGGUGCUGAUGGAUACCUGCGGGGUCGGCUAUGUUGCCCUGGGGGAGGCCGACCCCGUGGGGAACAUGAUUGUGGUAGACUCUCCUGGACAAGAAGAACUGAACCAGCUGGAUGUCAAGGCCUCCUCAGAAACCUCCAGUGUGGAGGCCUCCAUCGAGAUGUCACUGCCUACCCCUUUGCCUGGCUUUGAGGAUUCUUCUGACAAGAGGAGGCUUCCUCCAGAGCAGGAAAGCCUCGCCAGGUCGGAGCAGCAAGAUCUUUCUUCAGAGAUGUCCAAGAUCUCAAACCCUAGGGCCUCAAAGCCUUCCGGGAAGAGAGGUGGUAGGACACCAAGAGGCCCUAAAAGGCCUCAGCAACGUAAACCUCCAUCCACCCCUCUGGUUCCUGGUCUCUUAGAUCAGGCCAACCCUCUGUCCACCCCUAUGCCUAAGAAACGAAGUCAAAAGUCCAAGGGAGACCUGCUACUUCUGAAGUUGUCCAAAGGCCUAGAUCAGCCAGAGUCUCCACAUCCAAAGAGGCCCCCUGAGGACUUUGAGACCCCUUCUGGGGAACGACCCCGCCGAAGGGCUGCGCAAGUGGUGUCGCUGCCUAACCCAGGUUGGCCUCGAACUUGCGAUCCUCCCACCUCAGCCUCCCGAGUGCUGGGAUUGCAGGCGUGCGCCACCACACCUGGCUCUCCAUCACAUUUUUCACAGACUUCCCCCAGGGCACUUCUGUACCUCCAGGAACUGGCUGAAGAGCUCUCAACAGCCCUGCCUGCUCCGCUGUCCGGUCCUAAGAGUCCCAAGGUGAGCAGCCCUACCAAGCCGAAGAAGACGCGGCAAGCAGCCUCUCAGGGUGACGAAGAUGGGAGCACUCGGGAUGAAGACUUUGUUCUUCAGGUCGAGGGUGAAGAUGAGGAGGAAAGUGAGGCCCCGAGUGAGAACUCCUCUGAUCCUGAGCCUGUUGCACCCCGAAGCACCCCGCGAGGACCCGCUGCAGGGAAGCAGAAACCACACUGCCGGGGCAUGGCUCCCAAUGGGUUGCCCAAUUAUAUCAUGGCUCCUGUUUGGAAGUGCCUGCACCUCACCAAGGACCUCCGAGAACAGCAGCAUUCGUUCUGGGAGUUUGCUGAAUGGAUUCCAGUAGCCUGGAAGUGGCAGUUGUUAUCCGAACUUGAAGCAGCUCCCUACCUGCCCCAGGAGGAGAAGUCUCCCCUGUUCUCGGUACACCGUGAAGGGAUUCCUGAGGAUGGCACAAUCUACAGGAUCAACAGAUUUAGCUCGAUCACAGCACAUCCAGAGCGCUGGGAUGUGUCCUUCUUCACAGGAGGACCGCUCUGGGCUCUGGACUGGUGCCCAGUGCCCGAAGGGUCAGCGGCCUCACAGUAUGUGGCCCUUUUCUCCAGCCCAGACAUGAAUGAGACACACCCACUGAGCCAGCUUCAUUCAGGCCCUGGGCUGCUGCAGCUCUGGGGCCUUGGGACAUUGCAGCAAGAAAGCUGUCCUGGCAACAGGGCCCACUUUGUCUAUGGGAUUGCUUGUGACAGUGGCUGUAUCUGGGACCUCAAGUUCUGCCCCAGUGGGGCAUGGGAACAUCCAGAAACUCCUCGGAAGGCUCCUCUCCUGCCUCGCCUGGGUCUCUUGGCCCUGGCCUGCUCUGAUGGGAAGGUGCUGCUGUUCAGUCUGCCGCAUCCUGAGGCCCUCCUGGCUCAGCAGCCUCCAGAUGCUAUGAAGCCUGCCAUCUACAAGGUUCAGUGUUUGGCAACCCUUCAGGUGGGGUCUGUGCAAGCUUCAGACCCCUCUGAGUGUGGUCAGUGCCUUAGCCUGGCUUGGAUGCCUACCAGGCCCCACCACCACCUGGCUGCAGGAUACUAUAAUGGCAUGGUGGUUUUCUGGAAUCUUCCCACUAAUUCACCCCUCCAACGGAUACGUCUCUCUGAUGGCUCCUUAAAGCUGUACCCCUUCCAGUGUUUCCUAGCCCAUGACCAGGCUGUUCGUACAAUUCAGUGGUGCAAAGCUAACAGUCAUUUCCUGGUUUCUGCGGGGAGUGACCGGAAAAUCAAAUUCUGGGAUCUUCGACGACCUUAUGAGCCAAUAAACUGCAUCAAGCGCUUCUUGAGUACAGAGCUUUCCUGGCUGCUUCCCUACAAUGGUGUCACGGUGGCUCAGGACAACUGCUAUGCCUCUUACGGGCUCUGUGGAAUUCAUUACAUCGAUGCUGGUUACCUUGGUUUUAAGGCCUACUUUACUGCUCCACGGAAAGGCACCGUCUGGAGUCUUUCAGGGUCAGACUGGCUGGGGACAGUAGCUGCAGGAGACAUAUCUGGGGAGCUCAUCGCAGCCAUCUUACCUGACAUGGCGUCAAACCCAAUCAAUGUCAAGAAACCUGCAGAAAGGAGAUUUCCUAUAUAUAAAGCAGAUCUGAUAGCAUACCAGGACAGCCCCGAAGACCAAGACUCCUCGACCUCCCCUGAGACCCCUAAUCCUCCCAAAGCGAGAACUUACACUGAGACCAUCAAUCACCACUACUUGCUCUUUCAAGAUACAGAUCUGAGUUCCUUCCACAACCUGCUCCGUAGAGAACCCAUGCUGCGCAUGCAGGAAGGAGAGGGACAUUCUCAGCUUUGCCUGGACAGGCUGCAACUUGAAGCUAUUCACAAGGUACGUUUCAGCCCAAACCUGGACUCCUAUGGAUGGCUGGUAUCUGGGGGGCAGUCAGGGCUGGUUCGGAUCCAUUUUGUCCGUGGCCUCACCUCCCCACUGGCUCACCGUGUGCAGCUGGAAAGCCGAGCCCACUUCGAUGCUAUGUUCCAAACACCCUUUUCAGUGGAAGGGCCUGGUUUCUCUCCAACCAGCCGUUGCCUUCCCCCCAACCCCUAGUCUGGUCCACACAGAACUCUUGGAUGAAGUCUGCCAAGAUCAAAUUGCUCCCAUGCACAGAGCAUAGGACCUGGGCCCUUCCUGGACAGUGAUGGUGCCAGGCCUAGAUCUUUAGGCCUACCUGCCCAGAACUCCUUAAAUCCCUCUCCUUCCACAGACUUCUAGGGUCACAGCUCCCUGCAGGUAGGGGGGCUCCCCCUCCAUAACAAUUCCUAUGCCUAAAACCGUGGCUCACAAGAAACACUCAGGCCUGACCUAGGCUUGGGAGUCAAAUUGCUCAUAUUGAGCAUAUUGUGAAGGAGGUAAAGCUAAGUAAAGGUACUGGGUGUUUUUGAGACCA
This is a messenger RNA of Peromyscus californicus insignis, 5572 nucleotides long. It is a transcript of the gene Gtf3c2, whose product is annotated as general transcription factor IIIC subunit 2. Gene Ontology annotation, cellular component: transcription factor TFIIIC complex. The transcript is spliced from 21 exons. NCBI's taxonomy places the organism in Eukaryota, Metazoa, Chordata, Mammalia, Rodentia, Cricetidae. The coding region runs from base 2380 to 5232 and encodes 950 amino acids. Gene Ontology annotation, biological process: transcription by RNA polymerase III. Gene Ontology annotation, molecular function: protein binding. The record is from RefSeq and is a predicted model, not a curated record.